GAUGCCAAAACUAGCCGGCCCAAACCGCAGGACGGCAAGCCCACGGCGACACGGGUUGGGACCCCCAGCCCCCGCAGCUCUGGUUCGAAGCCCGGCCUCGGCAAGACGGCCACCACCAGCCCCAAGAAACCGGAGGGCGGAGGUUCGCCGAUGCCGGUGAGUAAGUCCUCCAAACCCAAGCGGCCGGCACCGCCCCUGUCUGCCAGUGGGGAGCCGCCAAAGGAAGAGGAGCCGCAGAAGCCUGCGGACGGCGCAAAGGGUGCCGCUGUCGCCGUUGCCGCAUCCGUAGCAGCAGCCGCCGAGGCAACACCCACGGAGCCCCAACUCGCGGCAGAGCAAGAGCCGGUUUCAGUCGGCCCACGAGAGGAGCAUCUCGAGCCUGAGCUGGAUCUGCAGCCAACGUCUACGACGGAGGUUGAGCCAGUCGUGGAAACCCUAGCUCAAGAAGUACACCAGGCUCCCCCUAGUGUUGAUGUGCUGUUACCGCCAUCCUCACCUCCAGGUCCAACUGAAAGACGGUCUUCACUAGAUGAUCAAAGUCUGCUAUCACCUAAGAUUAGUGUGGCUCCUAAAAAUUUGUCCCCGGAGAUGGGGGAACAAGAAGACGGUGUAGAGAAGGUUUGUAAACCAGUAAUGGAGGAGGAUUUGUUGGUUCCUAAGAAUGUACAUGCAGAACUUGUUGAUUUGGUGGUACAGCCUGAGCUCACCACUGUGGUACCAGCUGAGGGUUUCACAGCUGAAACGCUAGUCCUCCUGGCUCAUGAGCCUGGGCAGCCGGUUGAAAAGGCAGAUGAAGAGAUCAAUGAAGAUAAUGACUAUGGUGGUGAUGUUGAAGAGGAGGAGAAGGAGGUUAGUCAGCAGAUAUCGGUGUCUGAGAUGAGUGGGACUCAGCCUACUGAGGACUCCCGGCCUGGUUCUGCAGGACUCACUGGGUCCAUGUGGCGGGGUGGUGCCCUGGUGUCAGAGCUGGACUCUGAGGAUGUUAGUUGCAGCCAACAGGGGGCAUCAGAGCUGAGUGCACCAGGUGUGCUGGAAGGCACAGAGAGUCUGGAUGACCUAGGCGAAGCCAGCCUCAAAGGUGCUGAUGGUGAAGGAGCAUCUGCGGGUUCUCCUGACCUCGAGAUUGUGCCAGACAUUCCGGCUAAUGAGGAGGAUGAAGAUGAGGAAGACGAAGAGGACCGUGUGUGUGACAUGGAGGUAGGCUCCGAGAGGGCGGAGGACCCUCGUAGGGCACGACAGGAGGGUGAGGAUGAAGAAGAGGACGAAGAUGUCGAGAUGGCGAGCGAAGGUGUGACUGAGAGUGGACUGGAAAGCUAUGGUAAUGCAGAUGAGGACGAUUUUGCUGAGGAUGAUAGGCUAGACAACCUGAACCGUGCACAGCCCCCCCUCCUGUUCUCAACAGCCCCAGCUCCACAUUGGGUCCAGGCCAACCCAUUGGGUGAAUCCUGUACACAGCCCCCACCGCUAGCUGCCUCUGCACUGCUUGUGAGCCCUUCCUCUGACCCCUGGCAAGCAGACCCAGAUACACCCAUUCAAACUCCUGCUGAACCUUGGAUGGUGCUUGGUGCUCCAGUCAUUCCCCAAGUUCAGGAGCCAGUCUUCCACCUCCAGGUUACUCCAGAGCCACGAAGUGAUGUCCAGCUGCCUCCUGUGGCACCUGCCGUGGAGGAGAACCUGAUGUCCGUGGAGCCCACAGGCCUGCCUGUACCUGCCCGGGGCAUGUCCCAGUCGAGCACUCUCAGUGGGACGGAGCUGGCUGCCCAGAGCAGCAGCGACACCAGCACGCCCGAGGAGCUGCGUGAGUACAACAGUAGCUCUGGAGUGGAGUCUGACGACAAACUGAAGACUCCAGUGCCCCAGCAGCAGGCUGAUGUCGAGCAGGACACGAGCAUCCCCCUGGAAAGGGGUGAGGGAGAGGAGGAGGAGGCAGAGACCCUCCCAGCCGACGAGGUCCUUGGAGGUCCGGCAACCGCACCGACAUCGGAUCCCUCCUCUCCCUCGGCCUCAGGAGACGAGGCGAGCGACACUGAGGGAGAGAUGCUGGUCCACGACCCCGGCACACUGGGUUCCCAGACCUUGCCAGCUACAGAAGAGCGUGAGGAGGCUGGGCAGCUGCCCUACGGGGAGGGCGAGGAUGGUGGAGACACGCCCCAGUCUGCCAACUCUGUAGCAUCCUAUGGUUUCGACUGCACUACGUCCAACUCUAACGCCCACUCCACCCAGAGCCCCGGCAUCUUCUCCCUGGAGAACGAGGACCCGCUGCUUGAAGAGACCAAGGACCCGACCAUCAAAGAGCUCACUCUGGGGGCCGCUACGGCAGAGCCGCCCCUGGGGGCCCCCGUAGACCUCCUGCCUCUCAGCGCCCUCGGGGAGAUUCAGUCCAACCCAGAGGAGCAAGAGUAUAUGCUGUGUGGAAAGCUGGUGGCAGAGCUGCCCGAGCAGAGUCCUGUAGGGGAGACUGCCCCCCCCAAGGCCGGCCUCCCCCUCACUCCCCAGGAGGCCAGGGAAGGCACCAACGGCCAGCCUGCAUACUACUCCGCUAUUUGUGAAAAGACUGAUAGCGUUCUUGCAGGAGGCUGUGAGCUCCAGUCCAAUCAGCAGCCACCGCCAACCCAAUCACAGGCCAAUCACGUGGGCUCUGUAGCAUGGAAAACCUACAGUCAGCCUCCGUCAGCUCACCUGAGCCCGGCCCAGCAGCCCACCGACCUACAGUCCAGAACACCGCAGGCACAGCCCAAUCUGCAGCUGCGCAGACUGGAGCAGCACCAGAAGCAUCUGCAGCAAAUCCAGGAGCGGCAGGAGCAGCAAAACCGUGACAGGCGCAAGCAGCUGGAGCUUGAGGCUGAGCUCAGGGAGCUGGAGGAGGAGGAGAAUGAGGAGGAAGAUGAGGAAAAGCUGUGGCGGGAGCAGCGGAGGAAGCUGGAGAAGCAGCGUCAGGACCUCCUUCAGCUCCAGUUCCAACACCAGCAGCAGGAGCUCAAGCACCGGCAGCAGAUCCUACAGUGGCAGCAGGAGCUGGUGCAGCAGCAGCACAAUACUCAGUCUGCGGUCCUGCAGUCCCCGACAUCUGUUCUCUGCACCAUCUAUGAAGCCGGGGAGGCAAGUGAUGAAGAAGAGGAGAAGGUGGGUGACGAUAUGGUAGAGGAGAAGAAUUCAAAGCUGGAAGAACUGCUGACAGUUGAACACCAAGAGGGUGGGAUGGAGGAGGGGGAAAAGGGCGAAGAUUCCCAAGUCGAUCAGGGUGAUUCAAAGAGCCCUGAACUGGCCCCAUUACAGAGGCCCACAAAGCUCUCUCCCCAUGCUGACCAGGCCCAGUUAGACCUGGAUUGGGACAAAAAGGUGGAUAUUGUCCAGCAGCUAAUCAACCAGACCCUUCUUCUAGCGGGAGAUGGAUGCCCACCUCUGCUGCUCCUGCCUGGUGGGGGUGGGGGUACCCUGAGCCCCCUAGAGAGCAGCAUGUGGCCCACUUUGCUGCCCCCUCUCACCCCCCCCUCUGCCACCGUCACCUCAGUCAGCAGCUUCUCCCCUGAGGACCAGGGAAGCUCUCCCCAGGGGGAAUGGACAGUAGUGGAACUGGAAACCCACCACUGAGGAGGAAACACUCCCCUUGCCGGUGUUGGUGGGGGUGUCCUUCACAGCACUGUCACACUGCACUGUCACACACUCAGUACCAAUAAUUCCCCAUGCUGUGAUUAACCUGAAGCUCUUGCAUAGAGAUUUCAUUCUAUAAUGGAACACACAUUUGCCAGAAAGAGGUAUGCACUGUCCUAACACUUUCAUCCUGUCGAUAAAAGUAUUUGCCAUUC
This is a messenger RNA of Brienomyrus brachyistius, 3806 nucleotides long. It is a transcript of the gene prr36a, whose product is annotated as cell surface glycoprotein 1. Bases 151 to 3591 code for a protein of 1146 amino acids. The transcript is spliced from 2 exons. The record is from RefSeq and is a predicted model, not a curated record. Lineage: Eukaryota; Metazoa; Chordata; Actinopteri; Osteoglossiformes; Mormyridae.